AUGACCGACGGCACCAUGCAGGUCGAUAACCCCCAAGAAACCGUGGAGCUCAUCAAGCAAGGCGAGAUUGAUGAGAGUCUGUACAGCCGUCAACUCUAUGUUCUCGGCCACGAGGCCAUGAAGCGCAUGGGCUCCUCCAAUGUUCUUGUUGUAGGUCUCAAGGGACUCGGUGUUGAGAUUGCGAAAAACAUUGCCCUUGCCGGAGUUAAAUCCCUCACCCUCUAUGACCCCGCACCCGUCGCCAUCUCCGAUCUUUCCUCUCAGUUCUUCCUCCAACAACAAGAUGUCGGCAAGCCGCGUGCUGAUGUCACCGCCCCGCGAGUCGCCGAACUCAACUCCUAUGUGCCAGUUACUAUUCAUGAAGGCGGGAACCUCGUGGGGGAUCUGGAACAGCUCAAACGUUACCAGGCCGUGGUCUUGACCCAAACACCACUAAAGGAGCAACUGGCUAUUGCAGACUUCUGCCACAAGAAUCAGAUCUAUCUGACCAUCGCAGACACCUUUGGACUUUUCGGUUAUAUCUUCAAUGACUUUGGUAAGAACUUCACUGUUGGUGAUCCUACUGGCGAGGACCCUGUUGGUGGAAUCGUUGCCGACAUUGCCGAGGAUGGUCUCGUUUCUGCGUUGGAUGAAACCCGUCACGGACUAGAGGAUGGCGACUUUGUCACUUUCACCGAAGUCAAGGGUAUGGAUGGCUUGAAUGGCAGUGCCCCACGCAAGAUUACUGUGAAGGGUCCCUAUACUUUCACCAUUGGCGAUGUUUCCGAGCUCGGGUCCUACCAGGGCGGCGGUCUCUAUACUCAAGUGAAAAUGCCCAAGUUCAUCGAUUUCCAGCCUUUAGCAGAGCAGCUCAAGAAACCCGAGUUCUUGGUUUCCGAUUUCGCCAAAUUCGACCGGCCGCAGCAGCUCCACAUCGGUGUUCAAGCUCUCCACCAGUUUGCGGAAACCCAUCAACAUCAACUACCCCGCCCACACAACGAUGCUGAUGCUCAGGAGGUAUUGAAGAUUGCCACCGAGCUUGCUUCUGCGGAGGAGGAGAAGAUUGAGCUUGAUGAGAAGAUUCUUAAGGAGCUGAGCUACCAGGCUCGUGGUGAUCUCAACGCAUUAGCCGCGUUCUUUGGUGGUAUUGCUGCCCAAGAGGUCCUGAAGGCCGUCUCUGGGAAGUUCAAUCCUGUACACCAGUGGAUGUACUUCGACUCCCUGGAGUCUUUGCCCUCCAAUAGUACUCGGUCCGAGGAGAGCUGCAAGCCUAUUGGCUCUCGCUAUGAUGGCCAGAUUGCGGUUUUUGGAAAGGAGUACCAGGAAAAGCUCUCCAAUGUGAAGCAGUUCCUCGUUGGUGCUGGUGCUAUUGGUUGCGAGACUCUGAAGAACUGGGCCAUGAUGGGCCUGGGUACUGGUCCCGAGGGCAAAAUCUUUGUCACCGACAUGGACCAAAUUGAAAAGAGCAACCUCAACCGUCAAUUCCUCUUCCGCCCCAAGGAUGUGGGCCGUCUUAAGAGCGAAUGCGCCUCAGCUGCGGUUCAGGCCAUGAAUCCCGAGCUCAACGACAAGAUCGUCACUCUCCGCGACCGCGUUGGGGCCGAUACGGAGCACAUCUUUAAUGAGGAUUUCUGGAAUGGACUGGAUGGUGUGACCAACGCUUUGGAUAAUGUGGAUGCCCGUACGUACGUGGACCGUCGCUGUGUCUUCUUCCGCAAGCCUCUCCUGGAGAGCGGCACUCUCGGCACCAAGGGCAACACCCAGGUUGUCCUGCCUUUUAUCACCGAGUCCUACUCAAGCUCUCAGGAUCCACCCGAGAAGUCGUUCCCAAUGUGUACACUGAAGAGUUUCCCUAACCGCAUUGAGCAUACUAUUGCCUGGGCUCGAGAUCUUUUCCAGACUUAUUUCGUCGGUCCGCCGGAGUCUGUGAACCUGUAUCUUUCGCAGGCCGACUACAUUGACCAGACACUCAAGCAGGCGGGCAACGAGAAGCAAACUCUGGAGCACCUCCGUGACUUCCUGGUUACAGAGAAGCCUCUGACCUUCGAUGACUGCAUUGUAUGGGCUCGUCAGCAAUUCGAGGCUCAGUACAACAAUGCUAUCCAGCAAUUGCUCUACAACUUCCCAAAGGAUUCAAAGACUUCUUCGGGUCAACUCUUUUGGUCUGGCCCCAAGCGUGCACCAACUCCUCUCAAGUUUGAUAGCGCCAAUCCCUCUCACAUUGGUUUCGUGAUUGCGGGCGCCAACCUCCAUGCCUUCAACUACGAUAUUAAGAACCCCGGUGCGGACAAGGGCUACUAUCGUAAGGUCGUCGAUGAUAUGAUCAUCCCAGAGUUCACACCCAGCUCCAACGUGAGGAUUCAAGCCAACGAGAACGAUCCGGACCCGAAUGCCCAACCCUCUGGAUCGACCAAUGACGCCGACGAAGUCCAAAAACUUGUGGCUACUCUGCCAUCGCCUAAAUCUCUCGCCGGCUUCCGUCUACACCCCGUCGAAUUCGAGAAGGACGACGAUACGAACCACCACAUCGACUUCAUCACGGCUGCUAGUAACCUCCGCGCUGACAACUAUGAAAUUCCUCAGGCGGAUCGUCACAAGACCAAGUUCAUUGCGGGCAAGAUCAUCCCCGCUAUUGCUACUGCUACUGCCCUGGUCACCGGUCUGGUGGCUCUAGAGCUGUUCAAGGUUGUCGACGGCAAGGAUGAUAUCGAGCAGUACAAGAACGGCUUCAUUAACCUUGCGCUGCCAUUUUUUGGAUUCAGUGAACCGAUCGGCAGCGAAAAGGGCAAGUAUCAAGGCAAGGAGGGCGAAGUUACCAUCGACCGACUUUGGGAUCGAUUCGAGGUGGAUGACAUCCCUCUCCAGGAGUUCUUGGAUUACUUUGCCAGCAAGGGUCUGGACAUCACAAUGGUCAGCUCUGGAGUUAGCUUGCUUUAUGCCAGCUUCUACCCCCCUUCAAAGGUGAAGGACCGUCUCCCGCUACCGAUGAGCAAGCUUGUCGAGCACGUCAGCAAGAAGCCGGUCCCCGACCACCAAAAGAAUAUCAUUUUCGAGGUGACGGCCGAAGAUCAAACCGAGGAAGAUGUGGAAGUCCCUUACGUGAUGGUCAAGCUGGCGAAAUAA
This is a messenger RNA of Penicillium waksmanii, 3102 nucleotides long. RefSeq names its product E1 ubiquitin-activating protein ubaA (gene ubaA). NCBI's taxonomy places the organism in Eukaryota, Fungi, Ascomycota, Eurotiomycetes, Eurotiales, Aspergillaceae. The transcript is spliced from 5 exons. Gene Ontology annotation, biological process: protein sumoylation. The record is from RefSeq and is a predicted model, not a curated record. Gene Ontology annotation, molecular function: SUMO activating enzyme activity. Gene Ontology annotation, cellular component: cytoplasm; SUMO activating enzyme complex. Bases 1 to 3102 code for a protein of 1033 amino acids.